UUUUUUAACAAAGGGUCACACUUUCAAUGAUUUUCCCCAAGAGAGUUGGCAGCCCUUUGCUCUAUUCUGUCAAUUAAAUAUUUUUAUGAAACUUGCGGCGUAAAAAGCAAGCGGAAUUGUUACCUUUCCACUUUAUUCGUAUUGAGCGUCAUUUCCCAAUACAAAGUUCGAGAAAAUGGCUCGCCGCUCGAACUUCAUCGAGAGCAACGACAAUUUUCGUGAGCAGAAUUUGCGGUUUGUGAGGAACGAGUUUGAGGACAAUGUCAACCAGUUCUUCGAAGGUGCCAAUCCGGGUGGUGGAAACCAGCAGGGUCCUCCUCGACGGGACUCGCUAAUUGUGCAGCCAACACCAGUUGGUCAAACGGAAGCGUUUCGCAGCAGCAAUCUGGACGCGCGGAGAAAAUUUCUCCUGGAGCUCGGUGCUAAUCGCCAGGUAGCCCACAGCCUGGCAGUGCGCUCCCUCAAAGUCCCUGACUUCAAUUUGCGCGACUUUCAGCGACAGAGGUUCCGGCUCAGUGUCGAGCUGGGCGACAGCCGGCAGGGUGUGGUGGACACGGAAGUGCUGCGCUCCAUCGGCGAGUCUGUAGAAGAGUAUGAACAGGAUCUCAUCAGACCACGCACUCCUCCGCCGCCGAGGAACAUAGAUUGGCACAAGCACUCUCGUGAAGAAUCGCCAGAUAUGGACCAGCGAUCUCGUCCACGAGAACGCCGUGAGAACGGAAACUCUCAGGGAGGCCCAAGUGGAUUUACGGUACAAGGCGAACCGGGUAGGGAGCAUUAUAUCCGUAAUCAAGGACCCUCGAAUGGACCGUCGUUCAACAAUCAAAACAAGCGUAAAAAUGCGAAUCAGGCUCAAGGAAGGGAACCGAAUCGUAAACAACAUCCAAAUGCCAGAAAUAAUUCUAUCUCAAUGCAACAAAAUCAGCAACGCAGAAACCAACAGGAAUUCGAUCAAGACACCCGAAACCUAAACCGAAACCCAAACAGUCGCAAUCCUAAUCAACCAGGUGCGAGUCGAAUCGUUAAUCAGGUGGAGUUCAACCGAAAUACCCACAACGCUGGGCCCAACAAUCCUCCUAAUCCAAAUAAUCGCAACGCUCGCAACCUGGAUCCCCAGGAAAUGAAUCGUAACAACGGGCCACCAAACCGCAAUUUCAAUAAACAAGGACCAUUAGGUCGCAAUUUCCCUGAGGACUUCCAUUCCAGGGCCCAAAACGUGGACCCCGUACCGAUGAAUAGGAAUCGGAAACGGAAUCAUCCGAACGCAAACAACAAUUUCGACGGAAACCAACAAGAAUACAAUCGCAACAAUCGGACUGGUCAUCCAAAUGAUACUAGAUUGAAGCAGAACCGCUAUGGAAACCCUGAUGAACUCAACCACGGGGACUUCAAUCCAAACCACCAACCACAAAAUCGUCAGGGUCCGAACCGCAACCAGAACUUUGAUUUUCGGGGUCAGCAAUCGAACUUUAGAGGCGGACCACCGAACGACGGUGACUUUCACGAUAAUUGGGGGCCUGAGCCCAAUGAUGUCCAAGGAUGUGAGGAUCCUAUGAUGGAUGAAGGAGGAGACAUGGAUUUUGGUAACCCACAACCAUACCAGGAACCUGUACGGCCCAUAAUCGGACGCAACUAUCAACGCAUAGUUCAUGACAACCAAAUAACGAUCUGUCGCACCGACUUGAUAGAUCGGCCGGAAAGAGGGUUCGCGGGCAACCACGGCCGCAACGAGUCCUUUGAGGAGGAGGAUCAAAGAUUCCCCAUUGGAAGAAAUGUUCAUCAUGACCGCUUCCGCGGCGGACACCAGCGGCAAGACAACUUCGAUAGACCAGGUUUCUUCAAUCCUAAUGAAAGCAGCUUCGAGGACCAUCAAAUGGAAGAUGAAGCCUUCAAUGAUCACAAUCGCUACUUGGAUGACGGCGGUCAGCGGGAUCAGGUACCACUACUCGGACAUCAUCGCCACUUUAGUAACGAAGGCGAAAGAGAACGCCGCGACUUCUCUGACCACUUCGAUCGGUCCAAUAAUGACCAUGUUGGUGACAGUCCCCGCAUUUCGCCACGAAAGCAUGGUGUAUACCGGGACUCAAAUAACCCCAACAUUCCACGGAAUCAGUAUCAGGGAGAUCGCGGAUCGCCACCAAAUCGCCGUCGCCACAAUAGUCUGGAGGGCCCAAACAAAGCUAGGAAUGGACCAAGAACAAGCCCAGACCGAAGAAUGGGGAGAAAUACCAACCCGGGAGGGCCAAGAUCCAAUAGCCAAGACGCAAAUCUUCGUGGUCCAAGAGAUUAUGGCUCAGGGAGCCGGGUUCAACACAAGCCCCAAGGAGGAAACCCACACGUUCGUGGUCCAAACCAAAACAGAUCUAAUUCGCCGACGGGUCAAGGCCGAAACUCCAAUUCUGGUGCUCAUCCGCCAAGCCAUUUGGCCAAAAGAAACGAAAACCCACGAGCUGGCCAAAAGAGGGCUGUCGAGACCUCUGGUCGGGAGUCUCAAAAGCGCCGCAGAGUUUCUAAGAGUCCGGCCUUUGUUAUCGGCGGCUUCAGCCUGCCGUACAUCAAAACCAAUCUCAAGCGCCUGCCUCAGCCCGAGGGAGAGUCCUAUGCCGUCACCUUCUUCGAGCAGCAACCGAACUACAACACCAACAUAUACGCCAACGCGAAUGGGGCUAUCGACAACCACGAGGAGUCGGAAUCAGACACGGAGUCAGUAGACUCGAGCCGAUCUGGGAUCGGUGGCAAGGGGGGCGGCAAGAACAAUGGGCGCGCCAACAAAAAGAUUCGCAUGCGCCUCCGCAAAAUGUGGACGAAGAUUUAUAGGGAGCGGAACUACAAGGACUGGAAGGACUGGUGGAAGGACUUCAAGUGGUGCGGCGCCGAAAUCAACAAACAACUCGAGAAGUUCGGAAACAUCAACUUGCAGCAUCGAUUUAGCACAACCUAUAGAAAAGACACGCCGGAGCAAAUCGUCAAUAGGGUUUUAAAGGCGGCCCACAUGGGUCUGGAGAAGAAUACCAACAAGGUGUACCACAACAUGCGUUCGAUAUUCCUGCUCAUGAGCGAGUCUUUUCUGAACAGUCUUUCGGAGGAGCAUAUGGCCCAGGUGCAGGACCUCAUUCGCGGUAUUCCAAACCAUUUGUGGUUGUACAAAAUCCGCAGCAUGAUCUUCCUCUGGAAGAUGAUUCACGACAGUCUCAAGACACGCACCACAACAUUCGUUCAGUCGGUUGGCGAACUGAAAGCUGUUUCUCGCAAUUGGGAGAAUCCCCUGUUUCACUGGCUGGCCAAGCAGGCAUUUGAUGAGCUCAAGGCAAUCAGCGAGAUAGCCUGGCCGGAGCACAACAAAAUCUAUCCAAAGCUGGAAGAAUAAAUAAUUGAUCAUUACUACUAGCCUUAGGUUUACUAAAUUAGUUUCAACGAACUAUGAGUAUAAUUUGUAAACGGAAUAAUGAAACAGCAACAAUAAAGGAACCGUUUAGAUACGAUCGCGUCACAUUUU
Drosophila bipectinata is the source of this 3496-nucleotide messenger RNA. It is a transcript of the gene Pih1D1, whose product is annotated as PIH1 domain containing 1. Gene Ontology annotation, cellular component: ribonucleoprotein complex; R2TP complex; cytoplasm. Gene Ontology annotation, biological process: rRNA processing; box C/D snoRNP assembly. NCBI's taxonomy places the organism in Eukaryota, Metazoa, Arthropoda, Insecta, Diptera, Drosophilidae. The record is from RefSeq and is a predicted model, not a curated record.